AUGUGGUUCAGCCGAUUAGUAUUUUCAGCUAUACUAAUUAUUUCGAUCGCUGCUGUUCUUCGAAAAAAGAAACCAUGUAUCAAUGGAUCACCAGAAGGUUUGUGAUUAUUAUUUUUUGAAUUGAAUUUUAGGUGAAAUUUCAGGUGACAUCAAUUUUUGAUUGAUCAAUUAAUUUCGAAAAAAAUAAUUGGAACACAAAAAUUUGAUCAAAGAAUGUACAAGUUUGUAAUCUUAUCUUAAUUUUUGGUCAAUUUUUUGAACAGUUUAGCCCAAAUUUAUAUUUCUAUAAUGCUUUUCAGUUUUCGGAAAGUUGAAAAAAAUAUUUUAACGAAACCUGAACAUCCAAAUUAAAAAUUGAAAUUUUUACAGUGCAUUAAAGUUUCUGACAUUCAUUUUCAAACGAUUCCAAAUUAAUCAAUUUCAGGUGACAAAUGUUAUUGUAUAGAUGGUUGGACUGGUGAUUUCUGUCAUCGUCCAAUGCAUUGUGGCGGAUAUGAAAGACAACAAAAUGGAAGUUGCACAGAAUGUGAAAAAGGAUGGGUUGGACCAGAUUGUGAUAUUAUAAAUUGUAAUGGAGUUGGUACACCAAAUGGUGAUUUAACAAAAUGUAAUUGUAACGAGCCAUAUACUGGUAAGUCUUUUCUUUAAAGUUUUCUUUCCCUAAAAAUUUAAAAUCUUUUCAGGGGAUUAUUGUGAGUUUGCUGAGACAAAAGACAUUUAUAGAUGGUACAAUAAUUUCACCUCGAGUAUUGGACCAAUUGGAAUUAUUACAAUUAUCCCUCUUGCUUUGAUUUAUAUGUGUAAGUUGGAUACAGUAAUAGAAAUAUUCAUUUUUUCAAAUAAUAAAAAAUUUAGGCUGUGAACAUUUUGCCAAGAAAAGACAACUUCGAAGAGUUGAACAACAUUUGAAUGGAGUUUUAGUUGGUGGAAAAGGUUUGGGAGACCAUUUGAUUAUUUUUCAAAAUUGUUUUCUAGGAGUCGAUAAGGAACUUGUCAAAGGUCUUUUGGAGGCUUCAGAUGAUGAAAAAUCUGUGAAAUCAGCAAAAUUGACAAAUGGACACGAAACAAAUGGAAAUGGUGCAAAUACGUCAGAAGGAGGUUGGAUUAAAAAAUUAUAGAUUUUUAGAUUUUUUCAAGUAGUAUUUAAGGAAUAAAUUAUUAUUUAUUUAAGCGUCGUCAAACGAGAAAAAAGCAUUGUUGGCUGAUCCUUCGAAUUUGUGA
This is a messenger RNA of Caenorhabditis angaria, 1221 nucleotides long. NCBI's taxonomy places the organism in Eukaryota, Metazoa, Nematoda, Chromadorea, Rhabditida, Rhabditidae. The record is from the annotation of a GenBank genome assembly.